Cantharellus anzutake is the source of this 684-nucleotide messenger RNA. RefSeq names its product Alpha/Beta hydrolase protein. Lineage: Eukaryota; Fungi; Basidiomycota; Agaricomycetes; Cantharellales; Hydnaceae. The annotation marks the transcript as partial. Gene Ontology annotation, molecular function: hydrolase activity. The record is from RefSeq and is a predicted model, not a curated record. The transcript has 3 exons.
CUCAUCGUUUUCGUUCAUGGAGGCGGAUGGCGUUUUGGAGAUAACAAAGACCACAUCUCCAUGGCCCGUCGUUUCGCAAAUACAACUUCUUUACCCGUUUGUCUCCCCAAUUAUCGACUUUCACCUGCUGUAAAACAUCCAACGCAUACGAACGACGUUCAUACCGCAUUAAAUCACCUUCUUUCUAAAGCACACGACCUAGUGCAGGAUGCAUUUACAUCGCUACACCUCAUAGGCCACAGCGCAGGUGCACACAUCCUCGGGUCACUCUUCCUUUCUCCACCCCUUUCUUCUCCAUCAGCAGAUGACACCCACCCCUCUCCAACCUCUUCCCCUUGUUACGCAUGCUCCCUUUCAACCCCAUCCCUUCCGAUCCGUAACCGCCCGUCUCCAUUCCUCGUCCGAAGCGUCAAAACCAUCAUCGGUCUUGCCGGUGUUUACGAUUUAGAUCUCCUGUUGCGUUCUUUCCCGUAUGAACUAUAUCGUUCUAUGGCCAGUGAUGGUUUCGGAGAUCGAGACAAUUACGAGGAUUUUGAUCUAACGACGUAUGAACUCAUCGAUGAUGGAAUACGCUGGGCGAUCGUUCACUCGCAGGGCGAUUCGCUGGUGGAUAUACUCCAACCCGAAGCGUUCUACAAACGCUUGACGGAGCUUUAUCCAAACCUGAAUCUGAAUUCAGAGUUG